Molecule: messenger RNA, 2466 nt
Organism: Cottoperca gobio
Lineage: Eukaryota; Metazoa; Chordata; Actinopteri; Perciformes; Bovichtidae
Product: extracellular calcium-sensing receptor-like
Exons: 10
Biological process (GO): G protein-coupled receptor signaling pathway
Cellular component (GO): plasma membrane
Molecular function (GO): G protein-coupled receptor activity
Source: RefSeq, a predicted model, not a curated record
CUUGAGAAAAAGGGGGACAUCAUCUUGGGAGGACUCUUCUCCCUUCAUGACAUGGUGAUGGAGCCCAGUCUGUCCUUCACUACUAUGCCUCCACCUGCACAUUGUUCCAGAUAUAACUUUCGGACUUUCCGUUGGAUGCAAACUAUGAUCUUUGCCAUUGAGGAGAUCAACAGAGAUGGAAAACUCCUUCCCAACAUCACACUGGGCUAUAAGAUCUAUGAUUCAUGCAGUACGCCACAUCAGGCUCUGAAGGCUGCCAUGGAGUUAGUGGGAAGUAAAGGCACCUGUCGUGGGACCGUACCAGCAGUGAUAGGAGACGGGGGCUCUACUCAGUCCCUCGUCGUGGCCCGUUUCCUGGGAGUCUUCCAUGUGCCACAGGUCAGUUAUUUCUCCAGCUGUGCUUGUCUCAGUGACAAAAAGGAGUUUCCUGCCUUUUUAAGGACCAUGCCCAGUGACUUCUUCCAGGUAGAUGCAUUAGUACAACUUGUAAAACAUUUUGGCUGGACUUGGGUGGGCGUCAUAGCAGGGGAUGAUGCCUAUGGCCGCGGUGGGGCAAACAUAUUUGCUAAUGAGGUGGAAAGUUAGGGGCCUUGCGUUGCUCUUCAUGAGGUCAUCCCCAAGAACCGAGCACAGACCACCAUUUCAUCUAUCGUUUCCAAGAUCCGCUCCUCUGGGGCUCGGGUGGUCCUAGUGUUUGCCGUGGAACAAGAUGCAGCCGCAUUGUUUGAUGAAGCUCUCAGAGAGGGCCUCACUGGGAUACAGUGGCUGGCCAGUGAGGCUUGGAGCACAGCUGCCGUUCUCUCCACCCCAAAAAAGCACCAUCACAUCCUCCAGGGUUCUAUGGGUUUUGCCAUUCGGGGGGCACACAUCCCUGGAUUGCAAGACUUUCUGCUUCGCUUGCAUCCCUCGAGCCCAAGUGCCCGCGCAGAUCCCUUCCUGAUACCCUUUUGGGAAGAGGUGUUUCAAUGCAGCCUGGGUGUGCAGGCUGAAGGUCAGGAACAUAAUAUUGAGGGUAAACCUCUAUGCUCUGGAGCAGAAGAGCUGGGGAGUGUGACGAAUAUCUUUUCAGAUGUGUCACAGCUAAGGAUAUCCUACAAUGUAUAUAAAGCUGUGUAUGCCAUUGUCCAUGCACUCAAGGCUAUGAGAAGCUGUGUGAAAGGAAAAGGACCAUUUUCUCUGCAGGCCUGUCCAGAUGCAGACACUAUACAACCAUGGCAGGUGGAAUAUUUGAACUCCUUUGGUGAUGAAAUCAAGUUUGAUGAGAAUGGUGACCCUGCAGCCAUGUAUGACCUUGUGAACUGGCAGCUGAGACCAAAUGGAGAAAUGGAGUUUGUCACUAUUGGCAAAUUUGAUGAGACAACCACAGUUGGAGAGCAAAAACUCCAGAUCCAGGAGCAUACCAUUGUAUGGAAUGGCAACCAAACCAAUAUUCCCUUGUCAGUAUGCAGCAGCAUUUGUCCACCAGGUACCCGUCAGUCAAUCAGACCUAACUUCCAGAUAUGCUGCUACGAUUGUGUGUUUUGCACAGCUGGGGAGAUUAGCAAUCAGACUGAUGCCAUAGAAUGUGUGCAAUGUCUGUCAGAGUUCUGGUCCAAUGCUGAGAGGACAGCCUGUAUCCCCAAACAGGUGGACUUCCUCUCCUUUAGCGACACCAUGGGCAUCACUCUGAUGGCUAUUUCUCUCAUUGGCGCCUUCUGCACCUGUGUUGUGGCCUUCAUAUUUUCCUAUCACAGAACCACACCCAUUGUCAGGGCCAACAACUCUGAGCUGAGCUUCCUGCUGCUCUUCUCCUUGACUCUGUGUUUCCUGUGUUCUCUGACCUUCAUCGGCCGGCCCUCUGAGUGGUCCUGCAUGCUGCGACACACAGCAUUCGGCAUCACCUUUGUCCUCUGUAUCUCGUGUGUUCUGGGGAAAACUAUAGUGGUGUUGAUGGCCUUCAGGGCCACACUUCCAGGUAGUAAUGUGAUGAAAUGGUUCGGGCCUGCACAGCAAAAGGCAAUCAUUACCAUUUGUACACUGGUCCAGGUGAUAAUCUGUACGGUGUGGCUGGUUGUUGUUCCCCCUACUCCACGUAAACUGAUGCCACGUGAGAGUGUAAUUGUCAUUCUCUUGUGUGACGAAGGUUCACCCGUAGCAUUCACUCUCGUCCUGGGCUACAUCAGCCUGCUAGCCUGCCUCUGCCUUCUCUUGGCCUUCCUGGCAAGGAAACUGCCGGACAACUUCAACGAAGCCAGACUUAUCACCUUCAGCAUGGGGAUUUUUUGUGCAGUGUGGAUAGCGUUUGUUCCCGCUUACAUCAGCUCUCCAGGAAAGUACUCCACAGCAACGGAGGUGUUUGCUAUCUUGGCCUCCAGUUAUGGACUGCUGGGCUGCAUCUUUGCACCAAAGUGCUACAUAAUCCUACUAAGGCCAGAAAAGAACACGUGGAAACGUCUGAUGACGAAAACUACCGCUGACAAAUUUUAG